AUGGGGGCCUCUGCUUCAUUGAACACUUUCCGGGGGAAGCGCUUUGGCUCAGAGGCUUCUUUGAAGCUGCUUGGACCUUUCACGCUUCGUUUUCCUCCGACCAUGGAAGCCUUGGCGGACGCUUUUUCAUGGUUGACAUCUUCCUGGCUUUGCGACAUGCACCGGCCAGAAGGCUACGCUCGCGAACCUGAGUUUGUCAUCCAGAGCGUGUCGAUGCCAUCGGAGGUGAUGACACAGCUGUCUCCAUUCCUCUCGGUGCAAAGCCUGGCGCCACUGCGAGCCACCUGUCGCCAGCCGGCGAGUACUGGCGAGGAGGCCUUCCAGCAGCUGCUGAAGCUGCCGGCGAAGAGGCGCCAUCAGAUCCACAGGGUGGAGAACAUCCGAUCCGCUGAGCAGUGGGCAAAGCUCACGAAGGGGAAGGAAGAUUGCAAAUGGCAUAUUGCCAGCAAGCGCCGCUUCAUGUGCGAUAUUUCCGGCGAGUGGGUGCUCUACACCCCGACGGGGUCAAUGUUCGACGGCCUGAAGGAGUACCUGCUCUUCACCCAGUUCCUACCUGCAGAGCCCCUGCCCUCGAAGACCGAGGACAUCCUGUUCGGCAAAUCUUCCAAGUGA
This is a messenger RNA of Symbiodinium sp. CCMP2592, 612 nucleotides long. NCBI's taxonomy places the organism in Eukaryota, Dinophyceae, Suessiales, Symbiodiniaceae. The record is from the annotation of a GenBank genome assembly.